ACAGAACUACUAAAACCGGGACUUCUUGCUUGUAUGUUUCGCAAGUUCUACUAGAUUUUCACAAUGCAGCAACAACAAACACGUUAUGCCUCAGCCCCACCGAUGAGGACACACUAUGCCCAGCCUGGAUACCCGAGCCCCAGGCCAGGGUAUUCAGGAGGCCCUCAGCAGAUGGGAGGUCCGGCCGGAGUUAUGCCCCCUAGGAUGGCAAUGGCGCCCAUGCAGUGUCACCCGUAUGGCGGCAUGCCUCGCCCUAUGCCCCCAGGAAUGCCCCCUCACCCAGGCAUGCAGUCCCCAAUGGACAGGAAGCGCUCAGGGGACAUGAGACCCCCACAUCACAGCCAGGGCAUGAGUAAACCGAAGAAAAAGAAGAAAAUUGCGGACAAAAUAUUACCUCAGAGAGUGCGCGACUUGGUGCCAGAGUCGCAGGCAUACAUGGACCUUCUGGCGUUUGAGAGGAAACUGGAUUCAACCAUCAUGAGGAAAAGACUGGAUAUCCAAGAGGCCUUAAAACGACCGCAGAAGCAAAAGAGGAAACUGAGGAUAUUCAUUUCCAACACCUUUUACCCUGCCAGAAUGGAUAAUGAGGAUGGGGAGGAGACUGUUGCAUCGUGGGAGUUACGUGUAGAAGGAAGACUUUUAGAAGAUCCUCUGGUUGCAAAGAUGAAUGACAACUCUAAAAUGAAGCGUAAAUUCUCUUCGUUCUUCAAGAGUCUGGUGAUUGAGUUGGAUAAAGAUUUGUACGGUCCAGACAACCACUUGGUGGAGGUGAGAGAAACUCGUAUCAGACAAAACUCUUUGCCUGUUAAAAAACAGAGAGAAUUACUAGAAGACUGGGAAACAGUACUCAGUUAUUGCCCUGACCUAAAUCAGCAUACCUCAAUGAGGAUGUUGUCUAGGAGAAGACAACUCAGUAUUGUUCCAUGGGUUAAAGAGUUGCUUCCCUUUGUAGAGAGCCGGGUCGAGGGUCCAGAUGCCAAGAAGACGGCCUGUUAUGACAUCGAUGUGGAAGUGGACGACACAUUGAGGCAGCAGAUGAACUCCUUCUUGUUGUCGACUCAGAGCCAACAGGAAAUAGCCACAUUAGACAACAAAAUUCACGAAACUGUGGAAACCAUCAACUCCCUGAAAACACAUCGUGAUUUCUUCCUGAGCUUUGCUAAAGAUCCCCAAGAAUUCAUCAACAACUGGCUGCUGUCACAGAUGAGAGACUUGAAGACGAUGACUGAUGUGGUAGGCAACCCUGAAGAAGAGCGCAGGGCUGACUACUUCCACCAACCCUGGUGCCAGGAGGCCGUGUGUCGUUACUUCUACGGCAAGAUUCAGCAGAGGAGGUUAGAGAUCGAACAAGCCUUGGGGAUCCGCAACACCUGAGCUUCAUGUACUACCUGAGCCUGUUUUACCUGCACCUGCCCAGUCUGAUACCCCACCGUCAUAUCGCACCAAACUGCCCUGCAUUGUCUAAGUGGCCUGUUCUUACCGUUUACUGCAGCUUUGAGAGAAAUUAUUGCUAGAAAGGAGCAGUUUCUGUACAAUUUUCAAUUGUUCAAGAUGUGGCUGUGAACAUUUACUUUUGUCCUGAGGCCGGGGGUGGGGGUGGGGUGGGGGGUACAUCAUGCAGAAGAAUUAAUAUACAUCAUGUGUGUUUACUAUAAGCCAUGUGGAAGUAUACAGCGUGUGUGUUUACCAUAAACCAUGUGUAAGUUCCAGUAAACAACAUGUGGAAGGAUAUGUACAUCAUAUGGGAGUAAACAGUUGGUGGAAUAUAACCUGUUCUUCAUUUACUGUAAUUCUAAUUUUUGGGAUAAGUGUUAUUGGUGCCGAAAGUUGAAAGAUUAUCUCUCUUUCAUGGUUUUUUGGAAAAGUAAAGAUAUGGAUAUGUUGUUAGCAGAUGGACUAACAAUGUGAGAAGAGAGAAACUGGGUGAUUCUGCUACAGUUGCGUGUGUAUUUACUAUAAAUUGCAAACCAGGGGCGCAGUUUCACAAAGUGGUGUACCACAUUAUUUUAUCUUACAAUCCUGGUAUGAUAUUUUGUAUGUUACUAUUAUGUUACCAUUGUCCUGUAUGAGCGAUUAUUGUGCAUGUACAGCAUCUUUGUGAAACUGGACCCAGCAGUUCCAAAAUUGAAGAAUUCUUAAAGAUAUUCCGUGUGGACCUGUACCCAAUGUGGAAGCGUAUGCAGUGUGGAAAUAGGCCUACAGGUCAGCCUGGUAAAUGUUGUUCGGGUUUGUUCAAGGAGUAAAAGUCAGAAUUGCUUCCCUCACAGAGAGAGUGACAUUUUGAGAUGAGCAACGUUGAGUGUCGCGUUUUCAAGUACAAAAGCAGAAAGAAAAAAAGAACGCAAUACUUCUAUGCGCGGGGCUUACGCACCAGAACAAAAUACUUUUUACGCACCAAGUAUCCGGAUGUUCCAUAUGUACAUGUAUCAUUGUCACAUUGGGCCUGUGUAUGAAUUUUUGGUUGGAAGGUAAGCACUGUGUUUUCAGCACUGGUCAAUUAUAGUACAAUAAAAGGGCAAAGGUGAUCAGUUAUACAGGGGUUAUCAUCUUAACGAUUGUUUACCUGUCUCAUUGUACAUAUGUCACACAUCUUGUAGCUGUCGGUAUUUAUUAACAGAGCCUUGGAUUUAUGUAUUUCAUCAAGACUCGUCAGGGUGUUCUCAGACUUCAUUAAAUGAACGAAAUAAAGGUCAGUGAAUUCUUAAUUUGGCUGUUUUUGUAAAUACUUUUUUUAUCACUUUGAUAAUAAAUAGAACAAAUUAUGAACAUCUGUGGCCGAUUCCACAAUGCCAUUUCCGACAUGAGUCGAAAUUUAAAAUCUGUUUACAAAGCGUAGUCUUGGGUAUAAACUGGAAGUAAAAAGUUGGACACUUACUCUUUAGUUAAUACUGAUGAGAUGAACAAAGAGCAGAAAAAUGAGCUUUAUGAUUGUAUUUCAAUGUUUUACUUAAAUCAGAAAUUUGAUCGGCCCCUGCAUCUUAAAAAUCUUCUUUUUUGACACGCAGCUUAUCCGUAUGUGUGGUGUUUUCUCAAGAGAAUACGAAUAUGUUAUUAAAAGAAUUUAAUAAUACAUUUGGAAACGAUCCAAUAAGAUUUUUCACGUCUUCCGUGGGAAACAAUACUAGGCUGUGGCUCAUGACUUCGGUAGGCACAGCGGCAUGAUGUCAAAGAGAAGAUAACCCCAUUACUCAGUAACAUUCCCCAUUCUAAAAUAGAAAUGUACCUACUGCUUCCGUUGAGAUUAAAUCUCUAAUAUACCUACUGCGCCAUGUUUUUUACAAUAGCGAUGUGGAAAGUGAGGCUUGUGCAUUACGUCAUCUCAUCUGAGAUUACUACUUUUGCCUUC
This is a messenger RNA of Liolophura sinensis, 3346 nucleotides long. Its product is annotated as SWI/SNF-related matrix-associated actin-dependent regulator of chromatin subfamily D member 1-like. NCBI's taxonomy places the organism in Eukaryota, Metazoa, Mollusca, Polyplacophora, Chitonida, Chitonidae. The transcript is spliced from 14 exons. The coding region runs from base 64 to 1374 and encodes 436 amino acids. The record is from RefSeq and is a predicted model, not a curated record.